UCGAUGGUUCUCACAUUUUCAACAUUUAUUAUUUCUACACCCUUCUCCGCAGCCGGCAGCUCCUUCAUUGUUUACCAAAAGGAGCAGGAGAACAGCCAGCGUUCUUCAACCCCUGGCGCACGCUAGAGCCUCCCGGCGCAGGAACUAAGAGCUUUACUUAUCAAAGGAACUAAGAGCUUGUUGCAGAAAGCAUGGCCAAGCAUCACCCAGAUUUGAUUAUGUGCCGGAAACAGCCAGGAAUUGCCAUUGGACGACUUUGUGAGAAAUGUGAUGGGAAGUGUGUAAUCUGCGACUCCUAUGUGCGCCCUUGCACACUCGUGCGAGUAUGUGAUGAAUGCAACUAUGGAUCCUUUCAGGGUCGGUGUGUUAUCUGUGGAGGAGUGGGAAUUUCUGAUGCCUACUAUUGCAAAGAGUGUACACAGCAGGAGAAAGAUAGGGAUGGAUGCCCCAAAAUUGUUAAUUUGGGGAGUGCCAAAACAGAUCUAUUCUAUGAACGUAAGAAAUAUGGUUUUAAGAAAAGAUGAUGACCAUUGGAUAGACAUGUCCGGUGCUUAUAAACUGCAUUUUUCUACUUGUGAUGACGAAUCUUGAUAUUUUGGAGCAGUUAGAUGAUGAGCAUGCUAUAAACAUCUAUGCUGCUGUUAUGUACUUAAAUUAUUGAUGAAGAUUCAGAUUUUGGAAUGAUGGAACUCUGUUAAGGUCUUGUGUUUAUGUUUGUUGACAUUUCCGAGUUCUCAUUUUCAGAACUUUUCAGUUUUUAUUUCGUGUAAGCAAAAUAUUGGUCAAGGAACCAACUAAACUCGAUCAUCGUAGAAGAAUACUGACUUUAAGCAUAUAUAUGAGUCUCUCGUUUUAGCGUA
Alnus glutinosa is the source of this 860-nucleotide messenger RNA. Its product is annotated as PHD finger-like domain-containing protein 5A. The record is from RefSeq and is a predicted model, not a curated record. Gene Ontology annotation, cellular component: U2 snRNP; precatalytic spliceosome; U12-type spliceosomal complex. Lineage: Eukaryota; Viridiplantae; Streptophyta; Magnoliopsida; Fagales; Betulaceae. Gene Ontology annotation, biological process: mRNA splicing, via spliceosome. The transcript has 2 exons. Bases 192 to 524 code for a protein of 110 amino acids.